AUGGUGGGGAUUGCAAAAUUACCGCCGGAGGUUAUCCAGCAUAUUUUUGAUCAGCUUUCGACUGCGCCAUCGUAUUCGCACCUGUACUGGGUAGACGCCAGUUUCAAGAGCAAGCUGUCAGAUUUGGAGGCACUCAGUCGAACAUGUCGAGCUUUUCGACAGCUGGUCAGGCGAAAUCUAUUCAGCUACGUCUGGCUGGUGAAACCCGGACAUAGCCACCUGAUUUCUCUCAUUAGAGGUUGGGACUCCCGCCCAUAUUGUACACAACAUGUGCGACGUGUGUGCAUUCCUAUCCACGCUCCAGAGCAAUCUCCUCGGCAGCAAGAGAUGAGAUUGUCAGAUGACGAAGUUCUGUUUAUUGAAGAGACACUCAGUAAAAUGAGGCUUGCAGUUCACCCAAAAGGAUGGAACCGUGGCGGCCAUUUCAACAUACUCGCCAUAAUGGUUCCUCUCAUGGCCAAAUCGUUGAGAGAACUUGAGAUUGAGUACAUCUUGAGUGAAAAUCACCGAAACCAUGAUGUCUCGAACAAACUUCUCCUGAUGGAAGAUGACGUCUUUCCAAACUUGGAAACCCUACGCAUCAAAUGCACACCUCACGUGGGACGAUUUCCAAUGGAGCUUGUCAAAGCUAUCUCAAAGAAUGCCCCAAAAUUAAGAUCUCUCAAGAUACAGCAUUUCGACGACGCAUGGUUUGACGGAUCGCAAACUUGGGAAAAGCUCACCGAUAUUUCCAUCUGGUCGAGUUUAAACAUGCAACCGUUCAUCAUGGAAAUUAUCUCGACGCCAAAGCACUUAUGUCAUUUCGGACUUGACAGAUGUGUGUCGAGUGUCAGUCAGAUGGUGGAUAUGAUUGACGCGUUGGUCGAGCACAAAGAGACACUUAAAGCUCUAAGUGUCCGGUUCCCCGAUCGAUCGACUGGAGAAACAGCGAGUCUGCUUCUACACAAGCUCUGUAAUCUGGAAACCUUCACGACGCAGUUACAGGACGCCGGCACACAGGACGAAAACAUUCUGCGCCAGUUCCCAAAAUCUUUACGAAAGCUGCGUAUCGUACGAGCACGAGACCGCCACCAUAAUCAUUCUCCAUAUCGUUAUUGGUUGGAGGAGCACCUUCGGAGACUCAGGAAGACGGGCAAAUAUCGUAAUUUGCAAGUGUUUGUUUGUGAUACUUGGGAGGAAAAGGAAGGAGAAGAAAAACUCGACUUUGAUGGACGAGAUGAGGAUUCCGUCGAGAAAGGUUAUUUGGGAGAGGCAGUCGACUGGCUGUACUUGAUGCCGUGA
This is a messenger RNA of Colletotrichum abscissum, 1281 nucleotides long. RefSeq lists its product as uncharacterized. The transcript has a single exon. The record is from RefSeq and is a predicted model, not a curated record. The coding region runs from base 1 to 1281 and encodes 426 amino acids. NCBI's taxonomy places the organism in Eukaryota, Fungi, Ascomycota, Sordariomycetes, Glomerellales, Glomerellaceae.